CAUGAAGCUCUCUUGGAGUCUCUAUUGCGGAGCCAUACUGCUCUGCUCUACCAGUCUCUGCUCAGCCCAGAAUGUCACCUAUUCGAACGACACUCAGGAGGCCCUCAAACUGGAGGCGUUACUCCAGUCGUCAUCCACCACUUCGAGCACUCCGAAGCCGCGUGGCUGCUCGACUUCUCCUCUGACCAAGGCCAAGGCCAAGCAGGCCCAUGAAAUCGAGGAGGAUGAUAACAACUUCUCGAACGAUCGGCUGCCUGCGUUGACCGACGAUGAGUACAGCAGCCUGGGGGAGGAUGCCAAUCCCUUGCACUUCCUUAAGCAGCAGCCUCCUCCACAACAGCAGCCCGCUAAGCAGCAGCAGCCCAAGCCUGAACCUAUGGCAAUGCCCCAGACCGGUGGCUCUUCCAUCUACAUAACCAUCCCUAUAUAUAUCAACUCGGCCGGCAAGCUGCCCCUCACUCUGACCAUUGGCGACCAGCAGAUGUCCCUCAAUCAGCUGCGAAAGUCAGCCUCUGGGUCGGCAGCAGCGAACAAGAAGAACCCCCAUACGAAGGCGCCCAAUUCCCACUUCAAUCGUUUGCUGGAACAGAUCGAGACGACUCCCAAGAGGCGGACCACCAACCGCCAUCGCAGUCAGCUGAAGAGCAAUAUCUAUGCGGCAAAGGAGCGCCCGGAUCGGCACGCUUCCGUCUACUACCCGAGCCUCUGAAAUCCGAGCAUCGGUGCUUACGUAUACAUUAUAACAUAACUUUAAUGGCUAACAAUAAAUAAAUGACAAACAAAGUA
Molecule: messenger RNA, 786 nt
Organism: Drosophila miranda
Lineage: Eukaryota; Metazoa; Arthropoda; Insecta; Diptera; Drosophilidae
Exons: 3
Coding region: 2-709 (235 amino acids)
Source: RefSeq, a predicted model, not a curated record